Molecule: messenger RNA, 4619 nt
Organism: Anthonomus grandis grandis
Lineage: Eukaryota; Metazoa; Arthropoda; Insecta; Coleoptera; Curculionidae
Product: cellular tumor antigen p53
Exons: 2
Coding region: 223-1326 (367 amino acids)
Biological process (GO): apoptotic process; regulation of transcription by RNA polymerase II
Cellular component (GO): nucleus
Molecular function (GO): RNA polymerase II cis-regulatory region sequence-specific DNA binding; DNA-binding transcription factor activity, RNA polymerase II-specific
Source: RefSeq, a predicted model, not a curated record
ACCAUUCGGAAAAAAAUAAACAAUCAAACAGGUUUGCAGGGCCCUUGGUGGUUCAGGACUUGCUAGUUUUAUUUUCUUUUACUGUUAAUUCUUGUGUUAUUUAUUAGUUUAUUUCACUAUCCGGAACGAAUAUAUGUACCUAAGGCAAGUCCUGUUACCUGACCAGAAAAAUUGCGCAUUCAUAUCCCGUUUGAAGAAUAAUUUGGCAAUAGCACUUUCAACAUGGAGUCUCAAGAAUUCACAAGUUCCUUUCCCAGUUCCGGAUUCCUAAGCCCGGAUUUACGCGACGUCCUACUGGACGGAGUAGAUCCACAAAUUUUCCAGAUACUGGAUCAAUCUCAGGGAUACGAAAGCGUCUAUCCGAAAGUCGAGGACGCUUUACAAAAUGAGGAAAACACUAUGCCUCUAACCGAAAACUUCCAUUUCCCUAGCGACGUAUCGCCUCAGUUUCAUCCACUAAAAGCUAGCAAGCUACUUUCAAACGAAGAGUACGAAGGCCCUUACGACUUCGACGUUUUCAUCGUGCCAAACCCCAAAUCGAAAAACCCGUGGGUAUACUCGCCGUUCUUGAACAAAGUUUUCAUGGAUAUGAAUCAAGCUUUUCCAGUGGAGUUUCGUGUCAGAAAACGUCCAGAAACCCCACUGUAUGUUAGAAUUACGCCACAGUAUGCACAACAACAAUCCGCCAACGAACCUGUUUGUCGCUGUAUCAACCACGAACAUUACGCAGAUCCCACAAACAAAGAAAUACCUGAACACGUAAGACAGCACGUUAUCCGCAGUCAAAAUCCACAUGCCCAAUACCUGGGCAAUUCUAAUGAAAACGAGCGAUUAAGCAUCAUUCUGCCCCUGGAUAAGCCGCAAGUGGGCAACGAAACCACCACGGAACUUUUCCUUUUCGUGUGUAAAAGUACUUGUUCCUCUCCGGGGAUGAACCGAAGAGCCGUGGAAGUAAUUUUCACUUUAGAGGACCACCAGAGCCAAAUUGUUGGCCGUAAGUGCAUUAAAGUCCGCAUCUGCUCCUGCCCGAAACGAGAUAAAGAAAAGGAGGAAAAAGAACAAAUGAACGGCACCGGCCCUCCUAAAGGCAAAAAAAGGAAAGUUGAACAUCCUAUCCAGUCCGGCAAAGUACUGCCCAUGGGAGAAGAUACGAAUAUGUAUACCAUCAAGUUGAAUUUAACCGGUAAGCAGAAUGUACUAAAAGUUCUUGAUCGCGCGGAAGAGCUUUACUUGGCCAACGCGUACAAGCUGCGCGGAAGCCCUGAGGAGGACUUGAUGCGUAGAAACGUCGCAGAAAUUCAAGCGGAAAAACGGCGUUUGAUGUAAUUGCUCAUUUUUUUUAUUGUACCUAUUUACAUUAUUAUUUUUUUGUAGUUUAUAGUCGUGUCUACUUAUAUGUCGGUUUUUUGGCAGCACUCCUUAGUAUACAUUUAGUGCCAUUUUAAAUUUUAUAUGUUAAGAAUAUUUUGGUGCUCGCUGCAAUUUAUUGAAUGCUACACCAGAUAUUUUUGUAAUCCUUCAAGCCAUUCCAGGGAAUAAGUGCAACCUGUUUUUUUUUUUGUAAUAUUCUUCACAGAUUUCUCCUAGCGAUAUUAAGGCAUUAUAGGAUUUUAAGUACUAUACAGCAUUUCUAGUUAUAUUUUUAGUUUUUUUUUUGUGUUCAAUGAAAAUUCAAAGUGCCUUAAAUAUGUUCUUUUCGUAGAUUUUUAGUUGAGAGUGAUUGGAUGUAUUAGGGCAAUUAAACAACUAUGAAAAGAACUAUUACUUUUACUAAGUAAAAAUUUAAAAAACGUUGAAUGCUGGCCGUUCAUAGGUAAAAUUUUUGAUAUAUUAAAACCAAUGUCCAGUGCUUAUUAUAGCUUUGAUUACUAAGUUAUAAGUUUUAUUUUAUUUUCAUAUGCUUAGGUCUAUUUUUUUAUGUUUACGUAUGUUUACUUAUAUGCAAUAUUAUCUGUAGUAUUUAAGCCUAAUUAAACAAACUGAUGUAUUUUUGUUAUUAAAAUACAAAAAAUAUUUAAAAAAAACGUGCUUUUGUAUACCAAUGACAUUAUGUAAAUACACCAUUCUCUUUUCAACCUACCAACUCACUUGAAAUUAGUAGGGUGAAAAGUCAGAAUAUGCUUUACUAUAUGAUGGUAUUUCCUGAAAGAGCUUCCUGAAAUUUGUCUAUCUUUACUGGCACUUGCCCUUAACUUGUCUUUUUCUAGGGAAAGUUUUUCCUGUUGCCUUAAGUUUGCCAACACAAUACUGGUUCACAAGGGUGACUCUUCUGAUCCGUCCAACUAUAGACCAAUUUCAUUGCUUUCCACUUGGUCCAAAGUAGCAGAUGCUGUAUUCCACUUUAUGAGGGCUCUUCCUUAUUCCUUGAACCAGCGUAAGUCUUCGGCAGCGGUGUUGUGUGAUUUAUCAAAAGCGUUCGAUUGUGUCGGUCACAGAAUACUGCUGUCUAAGCUUAAUAAGUAUGGCUUCCAAGGUGUUGAUCUUGCAUGGAUUAAGUCUUAUCUAUCAGACAGGACACAGUCGGUCUCUAUCAAGGGCAGAGCAUCGAAAAGCAAAAUCAAUACUUGUGGUGUUCGUCAGGGAUCUGUAUUGGGACCAACUCUGUUCCUGAUUUAUAUCAAUGAUUUGCAAAACCUUGAUAUUUCAGGAGAGAUUGGAACUUCUCCUGAUGAUUGUACAGCACUGCGGUCACUGGACGUGGACAACCUUCUCGAUCUGCAAAAUAUUAUUGCUCUUGACGUUCAAAAGAUCAAGGAUUGGUGUGAUGCUAAUCAACUAUACAUGUCGUUAAAUUUAGAGACAAUCGCUUGAAAUCUAUUGCCAUUGAGACUCAAAUUUUGAAGCUUGUUGAAGAUUCUAAAUAUCUGGGUUUGAACAUAGAUUACAGGUUGAAAUUUGACUCCCAUGUGAGCUGUCUCAAUAGGAAGCUGGCUUCUGGUUGUUAUAUCGUGAAGGUAACUGACAAGGAACUUGGUCUUGUUAUUGCACGGACUAGUUAUUUUGCCUUGGUGAAAUCACGUUUAAGAUACCUCUAUUCCAUUCUGGGGUUUCCCUACCCAAUAUCUUUUUCAAUCCUCUUUUGCUCUACAAAAAAGAGCUGUUCGGUCAUUGUGUUUGGUACAUCCACGUACUCAUUGCAAACCACUAUUCAUUGAAAAUAAAAUCCUCAUUCUAUACCAACUAUUUUUGUUUUGGAAACAGUGUGUGUUCACAAACAUCUUUCUUAUUUCCCAAAUGCCCAAACUUAUCAAACACGCCAGGAACAUGAAUUAUGUUAACCUAUUCCUCACUUUAGUUACAUAAAGGACCCCACUAUUUAUAUGGGCAUUAAAAUGUAUAGCCACUUGCCAUUAUUCGUUAAUUGUAUUGAGAAUUUGAGUGCAAAAACCUUUUAAUUCGCCACGCGUUUUAUUCUGUUGAUGAAUAUUUUUUGUUUAAUCUCGAGUAGCGUCUAGCCUCUAUAGGGUUUUUAAGAUGCUGUAAUUUGAUCAACAAUUAUAUAAAAUCUUUCUGUCAUUGUUAACUGUUGCUAUCCUUGUGAGUUCUAUAAAAUUUUGUUGUUUUAUUGUAUAUCUUAUAGAACUUAAUAUUGUAGAUAUGUCUUUUAAGCUUUGUUAAUAAGAAUUAUAUAUGUUGUAGUUCUUGAACAAUAAAGUAUUUUAUCUAUCUAUCUAAGAAUUCCAUAAGAUAUAAGGGAACUUUUUUUUUGUUGUAAAAUGACAGUUUUUGCGAGUGAAAUAACAGCUCCCGGUAUUUGCUUUUAAAAAAACAAUGCUUUUGAUAACGUUACAGCUAACUUACAAGUUAAGUUGAAUGAGUCUCAAUCUAAUUAAUAAAUAAAAUAUAAUAUAACACAAGGUCGGCAUAAGGUAGCGGGUUAAAUACCCGCGUAACUCACUAAGAGAUGAGCCCUGAGGUAAAUUACAUGACAAUAGGGCUUAGACUCUGUAGGGUUUUCUCUUCGUCGUUGACAAUUACGGUAGGUAAUUGCUCAUUUUUUUUAAUUGUACCUAUUUACAUUAUAAUUUUUUUGUAGUUUAUUUUGCCUACUUAUAUGUCGGUUUCUUGGCAACACUCGUUAAUAUACAUUUAGUGCCAUUUUAAAUUUUAUAUGUUAAGAAUAUUUUGGUGCUCGCUACAAUUUAUUGAAUGCUACACCAGAUAUUUUUGCAAUCCUUCAAGCCAUUCCAGGGAAUAAGUGCAACCUGUUUUUUUUUGUAAUAUUCUUCACAGAUUUCUCCUAGCGAUAUUAAGGCAUUAUAGGAUUUUAAGUACUAUACAGCAUCUAUACUUUCGUAGAUUUUUAGUUGUGAGUGGUUGGAUCUAUUAUAGCAAUUAAACAGCUAUGAAAAGAACUGUAUUACUUUUACUAAGUAAAAAUGAAAAAACGUUGAAUGCUGGCCGUUCAUAGGUAAAAUUUUUGAUAUAUUAAAACCAACGUCCGUCCAGUGCUUAUUACAGCUUUUCAAUACUAAAUUAUAGGUUUUAUUUUAUUAUAAUAUGUUUAGGUCUAUUUUUUUAUGUUUACUUAUAUGCAAUAUUCUCUGUAGUAUUUAAGCCUAAUUAAGCAAACUGAUGUAUUUUUGUUAUUAAAAUACAAAAAAUAUUUAAAAAAAAAA